GGGGCACCGGGAAGUGCUGAUUUGGUCCAGGAGGUGUUGGGAAGCACAUUUCCAAUUGCUUUUUAAAGGAUCCUUCCCUCCAAAACCAAACAGACUUUUUUUCCCGCUGGAAAUGUUGAACAUUUUCAGAAGAAGCUUCUUCUUCUGCUGCUGCUGCUGUGCUGGUAGCAAGCGGUGUGUGUGUGCCCGUGUGCCUCUGUCUGUGUAAGAGUGGUGAUUUUUUUUCUUCCCCCUCCGCUGCUGGUAGGGCUGUUAGAGCUGGCUUUGUGGCGUGGUCUGUGUAAGCGUGGAGAGAGGUGGAAGGAGAGGAACGUUGGGGCGCUCCGCGCAAGGCUUCGCUGUCCGCCGCUCUUGGUGCUGAACAUGGGCGCUUUAAGCAGGGCGCUGUCCAUGGUGCCUACCAUCAUCCUAACGCUUGCUCUCUCCGCUUUCCCCGUCUGGGCGCAGAAUGACACGGAACCCAUCGUGCUGGAAGGGAAAUGCUUGGUAGUUUGUGAUUCCAACCCAGCGACCGAUUCUAAGGGAUCUUCUUCUUCUCCUCUGGGGAUCUCUGUACGGGCUGCUAAUUCUAAGGUCGCUUUCUCGGCAGUCAGGAGUACCAACCAUGAGCCUUCGGAGAUGAGCAACAAAACCAGGAUAAUCUAUUUUGAUCAGAUCCUAGUAAAUGUGGGCAAUUUCUUUACAUUGGAGUCUGUGUUUGUAGCACCGAGAAAAGGAAUAUACAGUUUUAAUUUUCAUGUAAUUAAAGUCUACCAGAGCCAAACAAUUCAGGUGAACUUGAUGCUUAACGGGAAGCCAGUCAUUUCAGCUUUUGCUGGGGACAAAGAUGUCACUCGUGAAGCUGCCACAAACGGAGUCCUACUCUACCUAGACAAGGAAGAUAAGGUCUACCUUAAACUGGAGAAAGGUAACCUGGUUGGCGGAUGGCAGUAUUCCACGUUUUCUGGCUUCUUGGUCUUUCCCCUGUAAAAUCAAUUGCCUUGUGACUUUCACCUAGGUGUGGACCAAUCAUUGCUUCUGUUCUCUGAAGACCAUCUUCUCAUCCUCUGGAUUGAUUUUUCUUUCUUGGUUUCUCAUGGGUGAAAUCUGGAUUCUAUCGUAUGGCAUUUUGACCCUCUUUGAAUUUAUCCUGAGAUUUCAACCAAUUUUGUGUGUCUAAAAACGGGACAUUGGAAGCAAGACUUAAAAGCAGACAAUACGUAUCUAUGCUUGAUGUUACAGAAUGAAGCUGCCUGCAAGAUUCAUUCCAAGUUCCUUAACUGGACAUAUUGGAUUUGUGGGAGAAGUCAAUAAUUAUAAUUGCCUCUUCCCUCCCAUCCCCCAGUUCCAUUUUUAAAAGACUGGCAACCAGGUCUAUAAUUUAAGAAUUUCUGGAUCAAAACUUCAAUCAAGAUUAACACAUAGCUGCCAAAGAACUGUUCAUUAAUAUAUGAAUUAUAUCUUUGUUCCCCCUUGUGCUAAAAAUUAACAUAAAUUCAUGCUUCUCGGUUGCAAAGGAAGAGUUACUGAUAAGCAUUUGACUGCAUUAAUUUUCAUGUAUUCUGUUUCUGGAAGAGUCACAAAUAUGUUUUCCUUCAAAUAGUUAAACUCAAAGAGGACUGCCCUGUGAAAAUCUGUAGAUUCAGAGUCGGAUGUUCUCUGAACACUAAAGGAAUUUGUAUACUAUAGAAAGGAUUUUUUUAGUUCCAUGAAGAGUUUAUUAUGCUAAAUAAAAUGCUUACCAGAGUUAGAGAUAAUCAUUUUGGCAAAUCUCUGCAAAACAGCCAUGUCCCCUUUUAAAAAAAAACACACACUUAGACUUUACUUUUAGUUCAAUGAUUGAGAGUAGCUACUUCUUAAAAAAAAUCAGCUGAAUGCAUUCCUUAGAUAUAGCUAAAUUUAUCAGGUGGAGAUGGAAAUCCUUCCCUCUUAUUUUAAAAUGAUAUCUAUUUCUCAAGCCUUCUGUCCUUUUCAAAGUGUUAUCUGGUUUUGCCUUAACUCUGUAAAUGUAUAUAAUGAGGAUAACUCUCAGGGGCAUUGCCUAGGCAAAGUUAAGCCCUGCCCAACGCAAUCCUAGGCAUAUAUACUCAGAAUUAUGUUGCUGAAUUCAAUGGGAGACACUCCCAGGUAUAUGUGUAAAGGAUUGCAGCCUUAAUGUCCCAUUGAUUUCAAGGAGAAAGAUUCUAACAC
Messenger RNA from Thamnophis sirtalis, 2169 nucleotides. RefSeq names its product cerebellin 4 precursor (gene CBLN4). The record is from RefSeq and is a predicted model, not a curated record. Gene Ontology annotation, cellular component: synapse. Lineage: Eukaryota; Metazoa; Chordata; Lepidosauria; Squamata; Natricidae. Gene Ontology annotation, molecular function: protein binding.